AUGGAUGAGAGGGUGAUUCAGAGCUUGAUGGCUGUGAUGCGAGGAGGGGCAGUGGGAAGUGGUGGAGCAAGUUCCGAGCCGGGGCGGCAACCGCAGCAACCGCAGCAACAGCAACUCGCGCCGCCAACACAGCAGCAGGCCUAUCUGCAGCAACAGCUGGCGUUGCAGCAAUUUGCAGCACUGCUGACGGCCUACCCUUCCCUCUUUGCCAACCUCGAUCCCCAGACCGCGCUUCAAUGGCAGCUUGCUGCGGGACUGCUGCCACUCGAUCAGCUACAGCAGCUACAGCAACUCGCGCCACCAACACCGCAGCAAAGCCACGAGCAAUCAUCAGGCGGCGACUCUGGCUUUGGCAGACAGGCACAGCAGCCUUCGCUGAUGGACAUUGACCUCUCCCGGCCGACAACGCAGCACUACUCAGGAGCUACGGGAAAGCGAACGAACGAGCAACAGCAGCACUACGGCCACCAGCCACCUCAGUCGCACCAACCCCAUCAGCAGUCUAUCCUCCCUCGGCUUGAGCCUUACACCAAUUCCGCCGCCUCCGCAUCGUCGUCUUCCUACUCACCUCACCGCUCCGCCGCCUCUUCCUCUUCGUCACCGAGCAGCAAAGCGACCCUCAACCCUUCACAAACGCCUUCUUCAACAUCUUCCUCCUCGGCUUCCUCUUUGCAGACCAUUGGUUCGCCCUACGCCUCCCCACCAGUCGCCUUCGCCAGCCCACCCUUCCCCAUCCCCAACCCCGAGCAGUUCCUCCUUCAACACUUUCAUGUACAGCUUUGUCCGCCCAAGUGA
Acanthamoeba castellanii str. Neff is the source of this 795-nucleotide messenger RNA. RefSeq lists its product as uncharacterized. Lineage: Eukaryota; Discosea; Longamoebia; Acanthamoebidae. Bases 1 to 795 code for a protein of 264 amino acids. The transcript is spliced from 2 exons. The record is from RefSeq and is a predicted model, not a curated record.